UUGUCAUGUCUUGGAACCGGUGACAUGCUAACGCUCUGCGCCUAGAAGUGAACGAGGUUCACACCAACCGUGGACUUCUGAAGGAACUUUGGAGGAAGAAAUGCUACUCGAGUUCGGAGUUGCACAAGAACGAUCACCCACUCGUCGGUGGAGAAGAAGCGCCCGUCGAUGCAUCAUUCUCCUUUACCGUACUAGUUGAUCUCGAUCCGAAGCGACCUCUGUUCGACCACCUCAGAAGUUCUCAAUAUCGGGAACGCCUCGAAUGCAGCGAGCACGAUUUGCACCAAGGAUUAUUUGCAAUCCGACUGUGCGAAUGUCUCAGAGUAGGUCUAGUCCCACAUGAGGCACGGCUGAGAAUAGAAAAAGGCUUUUAGUUCAUGCACCACGUAUCAAGCUCGGUAACAGAAUCAUAGUCAACCAGAGGCACUCCAUCGACAAUCUUCCGGAUGUCGAAGUCUUCAGUUGCGCUCGGGAGAGGACAUCAAGGCGUGGCUGAGGAGAGAAAAAGUGAGAAGAGCUCAGAGCAACCACGUGCAAGCAAAAUAGAAACCGAACGAGGAGUAAUAACAACACACAAAUGACGGGCAUGAGUACUAACUGCACAACAGUGACAUGAGAGCCGAGUCCGUCCCAGAAAUUGUUACAGGGGACGAAAAUCUCAGUCUUUCCUCGGCCAUCGAUCCGGUCCACACAAAACGAGACCAGCAACAGCAGCAGCAGCAGCAACAGUCUCGUCUCGCCUCAUCUCGUCCCAUGUCAUGUCAUCUCAUCGCAGCAGAUCUCACGAGAUCAUGAUUGGCAUCGUCGUGAAAACUCAUCUCGUUACGAAUGCAACAGCGAAGGACACGGUCAGGCAGAAAUACUGCACUCGAUCGAGAGAACGAACCGUUUCAGAACGCAGUCGAGUGCGAGCGCUGUGGUCGGUCGACAUGAGGUCCGCAAUGAUUCGGUUCCUCUCAAAGCACCAGCGUCGGGACGCUGACGCCAUGACCAUCUGGAGGAGCCCCCUGCUGUACUGUACACCCUCCAUAGAUUAGACGAGGCCGGAAAAGGACCCCAACGAAACAACGGGAGCAUGGCUAGUGCAGCAGCUAGACACAAGCAGCAUAAGAAGCUGUCCUCUCGUUGGUGCCUUGCCCACCGCUACUUUUAGCUCCAUUGAGGAGGAAUCGGGCGCUCAGCUAUCUGAUAAUUGAAUUGAUCAUGCGAGCAGUGGGACGUGAGAAGUCUAGUCUGAGGAGGAGGGGGGAAGGUUGCUUUUAGGCCGGCCUUUGUACUUCCUCCACCCUCCAUCCCUUCAUCAAUUUCGCUGCCCUCGGUGUCGAUGCUCUCACCACUUUAUGCCUCCCUCCAACUCUAGGCGUCGCUUUCUGUAAAGUUCUAGGGACUUUUUUCGUACAGGAUAUUCAGUUUGAAGUAAUGCCUUUGGUUCCACCCUGUCCUCUGGCCAGUCUAUAUUUCAUAAUGGAUAUCUGUCGGCCAUGGAUUCUACGAUCUCGACUCGAAGAAAACAAAAUCUGAAGCGGGAGCGAAAAAACGAAAACGUUUGUCAUGUGGUUUCACAUCUCGCCAUUCGCUCUCACGAGUUCCUUCUCUGCCUCUCGUCCCUUGUAAUGUUGACGACCGUCAGGACUUCGACCUCAUGACUGGUAGAAAUCUCAUCUCCUCGGGACAGACGAGAAAUUUCCCAAGUGCAAGGCAGAAAGUGCGUCAUGGGAUUUAAGAGAGCUUCAAUGGAGGAUUGUGAGGGUGGGGGUCGAGCAUGAGUCAUGCAAUUUGGAGUCCUACGCUCCGACUAUGCGGAGAUUGAGCCUCUAAAGUGCGGCCACCUGGACGCAAGUGUCAUGCAGGUCGGUUGGAGUCUUAUGGGCAAUCUCCAGGCCAGUGACAGGGCUCACGAGAAAAAUAGAAACCAAGAGGAAAAUAUCCAGGCCAAUCUUCUGUUUGAGUGGAGACCAGAUCGCGCGUGGAAAAUUGCAGGUGGAAGAGGUCAUGGAUGAGAGCUUGAAGGUUUGGAGGCGUACAAAGAGCAUGCAAAAGUAUCAGACAGUUGCAGAUUCAGCACGAAAAGAAUGUCGCAAGUUCUGCACAAUGGUCAUCGAAAAAGGGAGUGGCCAAAGAAUAUAAAAUUUGCCUGAAGCUAAAGUAAUCACAAUAACUCCACUAGCUCAGACAACGUCAGACACACUUCACUACGCUAUCAUGAAGGUGGCUGGACCAGAUGUCAUUCAUGUCAUGAACGAUCUUCUCUUUCUCCUCGUCUUCAGAUUCAACAAACAAAAUGCGAAUGAUGAAACGCACUUGGAAUCGCCAACUAAUUCCAUCUUUGACACUUCUUUCUUGCUGAAUCACGAAUGAGGUUAUGGCAAGAAAGAGGCCGUUCUCCCGACAAAAAUUGGCAAUUUUAAAUAAGCUAUUGACUUUAGGAAAAGUAAGUCAGAGCAGAUCCUCC
This is a messenger RNA of Marchantia polymorpha subsp. ruderalis, 2452 nucleotides long. The record is from the annotation of a GenBank genome assembly. NCBI's taxonomy places the organism in Eukaryota, Viridiplantae, Streptophyta, Marchantiopsida, Marchantiales, Marchantiaceae.